CCCUCGGGAAAGCCUAGGCCGCAGACCUUCGGGUCGCCCCCUUGGCCCGGCCGCGGCGGGAAACUGAGUCAGAGGGCGCCUCUCCAAAGUCAACAGGCGAGCGCAGGGACGGUCCCGGGCUUCGCGGGGCCGAGCCCGCCCCCUUCCUCUGGCUCAGGUGCUACCAGCCCGGCGCGGAGACGGAUUUGCCGCGUCACAACCCGGAAGAGCGGCCUGGAAGUCCAGCCGCUCACUUUCUUCCUCGCCCGGCGUUGGGAGCGCGUACCCCGUGCCCGGCCCCUCCCAGGGUGGGACUCUGGAUACUCGGCCCCCGUGCCUGCCCACCCCCCGGGGGGGCGUUCAAUCUGUCACUUUCCGGAGGCGUGUGGUCCACCUCCUUGCUUCCCCAGGGGAAGAACGGGAGUCCUCUGUGGGAAACUCACCCAAAACCCGAGGGUCCCAAAGCGCGGGGACCAUUAUAUUCUUUCUACUUUCUCUCUGGCGUGAGAGGAGGAGGAGGUCCAGAGCCGGGAGAUGCUUUCCAGGAAAAGAGGGGAAACACCUUGCUGAUGCCACCAGCUUCAAACCAGUCUUCUCCAUCUGCUUUCUGUCUGCCUGGGAUUCCUGGACGUGUCUGGUCUGAAGAGAGGCGUCCAUGUUCACACCAGGAGGUGAAAAGAAGCUGGAGCCACAGUGAUGAGUGAGACCUACGUGAAGAGGCUGUCCACCAUCCUGCUGGACGCCAUCACUGACAAGGACCCUCGGGUGCAGGAGCAGGUAUGUGGCGCCCUGUGCGCCCUCGGAGAGUCGCAGCCAGUGGAGGUGCUUAGCGCCUGUGAGGAGCACCUGCGGCUGCACGAAAAGCUAGCUCAUCCAUACCGGACGAUGAUCCUAAGGGCCAUGGAGAUAGUCGUGAGCAAUCACAUCGGCGAGCUGGACAAGGACAUGGCCAGGGCCAUCAUCCUCCUGGCCUCCAAUGAGAUGACCAGAGUGAAGGAGCUGGUCUCUGAUUGGCAGCAAGCUGCCAGCAGCGUCCUGGUGGCGGUGGGGAGGCGGUUCAUCAGCAGCGUGAUGGAGGAGCUGCUGAGCAAGUUCCAGCCCGGGCUCCUGCCGCACCCCUGCACCAUGCACACGCUCGCCAGCCUCUCCGUCUCCAAUGUGUUUGGCAUGGUGCCCUUCCUGACGUCCAUCCUCAGCACCAUGCUGCCCAUGCUGGGCGCAGCCAAGCACGACUCAAUGAAAGUGGUGUUCUGCUGUGCUCUGCAGCGCUUCAGUGAGAGCACCCUGGAGUACCUGGCCAACCUGGAUCAGGCCCCAGACCCCACAGUCAGAAAGGACGCCUUUGCCUCAGACAUCUCUGGUGCUUACGACAUCCUUUUCCACCAGUGGCUACAGAGCCGGGAAGCGAAGCUGCGGCUCGCAGUGGUGGAGGCCCUGGGGCCCAUGAGCCACCUGCUCCCCAGCGAGAAGCUGGAGGAGCAGCUCCCCAAGCUGCUGCCCGGCGUGCUCGCCCUCUACAAGAAGCACGCCGAGACCGUCCACGUGUCCAAGAGCCUCGGCCAGAUCCUGGAGGCAGCCGUGAGCGUGGGCAGCCGCACUCUGGACGUCCAGCUUGACUCUCUCCUUGCCGCUCUGCACACUCAGAUCUGCGUGCCUGUGGAGUCAUCCAGCCCGCUGGUGAUGAGCAACCAGAAGGAGGUGCUGCGCUGCUUCACGGUGCUGGCCUGCUACUCGCCGGACCGCCUUUUGGCCUUCCUGCUGCCCAAGCUGGACACCAGCAACGAGAGGACCCGUGUGGGCACCCUGCAGGUCCUGAGGCACGUCAUCAACACGGCGGCUGCUCAGAUGGAAGUUAAGAAACCCUUCAUUCUUUCCUCCAUGAAGCUCCCUCUUCUGGACACCAACAACAAGGUGAAGCGGGCAGUGGUGCAGGUGGUCAGCGCCAUGGCCCACCACGGCUACCUGGAGCAGCCUGGCGGCAAGGCCAUGGUUGAAUACAUCGUGCAGCAGUGCGCUCUGCCCCCCGAGGCUGAGACUCAGAAGCCGGGUGCGGACAGUGAGGCCCUGGCGGCCGACAGCGUGCAGGCCAUCAGCGUCAGCACCCUCUACCUGGUCAGCACCACCGUGGACAGGAUGGGCGAGGUCCUCUGGCCGUACCUGCUUGAGUUCCUGGUCCCCAUUCGCUUCACCGGGGCACUGAGCCCGCUCUGCAGGAGCCUUGUGCACUUGGCCCAGAAGAGGCAAGAGGCGGGGGCCCAUGCCCCCCUCAUCCAGUACAACGGCAAUGUGCACCUCCCGUCUCCCUACGCCAUCACCACCAGACUCCUGGUCGUGUCUUCCAAUCCCUAUGUGGGGGACGGUCGCGGAGCAGCCUCGCUGCGCCUCCUGAGUGUCUUGCAUCAGGAUAUCCACCCGGCCCUGGGUCAGCGGUGGGCGACCGCCAUCCCCCUGCUGCUGGAACACCUGGACGAAUACAGUGAGGAAACCCUGCCACAGGAGGAGUGGGAAGAAAAGCUGCUGAUGUUUCUCCGGGAUUCCCUGGCUGUCGUGUCUGACAACACCUGGGUCUGCCAGCUGACCCUGGAAAUGUGCAAGCAGCUACCCAACUACAACGGGAUGCCCCUGGAGAAGAACUUCCUGUACAAAUGUGUCGGGACCACCCUGGGUGCCGCUUCAAGUAAGGAGGUGGUGAGGAAGCACCUGCAGGAGCUGCUGGAGACGGCCAGAUACCAGGAGGAGAGGGACCGUGAGGGCCUUGCCUGUUGCUUUGGAAUCUGUGCCAUCUCCCACCUGGAUGACACCCUGGCCCAGCUGGAAGACUUUGUGAAGUCAGACGUGCUCAGAAAAUCUGCCGGCAUUUUCAGCAUUUUUAAGGAUCGGAGCGAGAGUGAGGCCGACAGAGUGAGGAGCGCGCUGAUUCUGUGCUACGGGCAUGUGGCGGCCCGGGCCCCGCGCGAGCUGCUGCUGGCCAGGGUGGAGGCAGACGUGUUUCGGAACAUGUCCCAGUGCUUCAGCACCAAGGUUCUGGGGAUAAAGGUAGAGACCAAGGACCCGGCCCUGAGACUGAGCCUGGUGCAGAGUGUGUGCAUGGCCACCCAGGCCAUCUGCAGCAGCGCCCACGGCGGCUCCUUCCACCUCUUGAGGAAGGCGGAGUUGGUGGCGCAGAUGGUGGAGUUCAUCAAAGCGGAGCCCCCAGACUCGCUGAGGACGCCCAUUCGGAAGAAGGCCAUGCUAGCCUGCAUGUACCUGGUUACCCUGGAGCCGGCCCUGGAGGAGCAGGUGCAGGCGGAUCUGAUUCACAGCUGCCUGCACAGUGUCAUGGCCGUGCUGCCUGAACCAGAGGAGGGGGACAGCCUCCAGGAGCUAUCAGUGGCCCCCACGGUGGCCCUGUCUAGGGGUGGGGGGUCACAGCAGGACUGGCAGCUUCUCUUCUUCCAGUCCCUGUACCUGGACACCAUGCAGGCCCUCAAGGACUUGCUGACGAGCCUCCUUCAGCGGAACAUGACGCCCCAGGGUCUGCAGGUCAUGGUGGAGCACCUGAGCCCGUGGAUCAAGUCCCCGAAGGGCCACGAGCGGGUGCGGGCGCUUGGCCUGAGUGCCUGCCUGCUGCAGUUCUUCCUAGAACACCUGCAGAUCAGCGCCUUGGUGCCCUUCCACAACCUGGGCCUCCUCGUUGGCCUCUUCUCCCCACGGUGCGCCGACCUCUGGCCUGCCACUCGCCGAGAGGCUGUGAGCUGCGUCCACUCCCUGCUGUACCUGCAGCUGGGCUAUGAGGGCUUCUCGCGAGACUACCGGGAUGAUGUGGCUGAGCAGCUCCUCAGCCUCAAGGAUGGCCUGGUGCACCCUGACCCUGCCAUUCUCUUCCACACCUGCCACAGCAUCGCCCAGAUUAUCGCCAAGCGCCUCCCACCAGAUCAGCUCAUCAGCCUCUUGCUAACCUUGUUUGAGGGCCUGGGAGAUCCCGACAAGAACUGCUCGCGAGCCGCCACUGUCAUGAUCAACUGCUUGCUGAAGGAGCGGGGCAACAUGCUGCAGGAGAAGGUGCCCGAGAUUGUGAGCGUGCUGCGCUCGAAGAUGCAGGAGACCCGAGAGGAGCAUGUCCUACAGGCUGCACAGCACAGCGUGUUUGUCCUGGCCGCCCACCACCGCGCUGCGGUGGUGUCCAGCCUUCUGGGCAGCCCCCUGCCCUUUGACAGCCACACCUGUACCCUGUGGCGAGCACUGGCCUUGGAGCCCGGCCUCGCUGCACAGGUCUUGGGGCUGCUCCUGGAGAAGAUAAGCAGGGACGUCCCGUUCAAGGAGAGCCGGGCCUUCCUGCUGAGCAGCACGCCGGACCGCGUGGCUACCCUGCUGCCCCUCGCGGCCACCUGUGCACUGCACGAGGUCGCAUCUGCCCCAGCGUCAGGGCCAGCGGUGCUGGAGCUCUACCCCCAGCUGUUUGUGGCACUGCUGCUGCGGGUCAGCUGCACCAUGGGUGUCCAGCCGCCUCGGCACCUGCAGGCCAAGGAGAGGAGGAGCGCCAGCUCGGGCCUGGCCUCACGGAGCCUCGAGCCUUGCAGCUCUGCGGUGGAUGCGCUGCAGGCCGUGCUUAUCCGCAGCGGCAAUGAGGACGUGGUGCAGCGCAUGGAGCUGGACGGGGGCUGGCAGCUGCUCAAGACCUCGGCUGGGCACGAGGAGGGUGUCACCCAGCUGGCCAGUGCCAUGGCCAAGUUUGCAGGCCCCCGGCUGCCCCUGGUGAUGAAGGUGCUCUUCGCCACACAGAGCAGCGUGUAUGAGGUCCAGAGGAUCACCUCCACAGCCUUCCUGGCUGAGCUGCUCAGCAGCAACGUGGUGAACGACCUGAUGCUCCUGGAGUCGCUGCUGGACAACCUGAUGGCACGGCAGAAGGACACGAGCGCCCGCGUACGGAGGCUGGUGCUCCGCGGCCUGGCCAACGUUGCCUUGGGCUCCCCAGAUAAGGUGACUGUUGGGCAGCCCUCUAGGGCCCUGCUCCUGGGCAAGGGAGGGAGAGCAGAGCCACAGCUGGUGAGGAGACUCGGGGAGACCCAGCAGCCACAGGCUCGGAGGGUGGGCAGCUGGGCAGCUGGGUGUGGCAUGGCCUGGGCACACAGGUGUGUAUGGCCUCCCCAGGUACGGACCCACGGCCCCCAACUCCUGACGGCCAUGAUUGGUGGGCUGGAUGACGGGGACGACCCACACAGCCUGGUGGCGCUGGAGGCCAUGGUGGGCCUGGCAAGGCUGAUGGACCUGGUGGACGCCUGGGACCUGCGUGCGGUGCUGCUGCACAUUGCUGUCCGCAUCCGGCCCUUCUUUGACAGUGAAAGGAUGGAGUUCCGCUCAGCGUCCAUCCGCCUCUUUGGGCACCUCAACAAGGCCUGCCGUGGGGACUGCGAGGAUGUCUUUCUGGAGCAGGUUGUGGGCGGCCUGGCGCCCCUUCUGUUGCACCUGCAGGACCCCCAGGCCCCUGUGGUCGCGGCCUGCAGGUUCGCCUUGCGCAUGUGCGGCCCCAACCUGGAGUGUGAGGAGCUGGCAGCUGUCUUCCAGAAGCACCUGCAGGAAGGCCGCGGCCUGCACUUUGGAGAGUUUCUCAAUACCACCUGCAAGCACCUGAUGCGCCACUUCCCCGACCUGCUGGGCCGCUUGCUGAGCACCAGUCUGUUCUACUUCAAGAGCAGCUGGGAGGAUGUCCGUGCUGCUGCCCCCAUGCUCACAGGGUUCUUGGUGCUGCACGUGGAGGCUGAGCAGCGGCCACAGGUGGACCUGGAGCAGCUCCUCGCGGCGCUCCAGCUGCUGCUCAAGGACCCAGCCCCCGAGGUGCGUGCGAAGGCUGCAGAGACUCUGGGCCGCCUGGUGAAGUUCGCCUGAGUCUGCCCCAACACCCAAUACCGGCCUGGCCAGCCUGAGGGUCCAAGACAAGGCCCUAAGGAGUCCCCUGCCCACAGGCAGAGUGGGGAAGCCUUGGGCCCACACAGCAAGGGAGGGCUGGAACACAAGGGUGGUCAAGUCGCCAACCCCCGUCUUCCCAAUAAAGCCAUUUGCUGCUCGGCA
Capra hircus (goat) is the source of this 6027-nucleotide messenger RNA. It is a transcript of the gene MROH1, whose product is annotated as maestro heat like repeat family member 1. The transcript is spliced from 42 exons. The coding region runs from base 676 to 5844 and encodes 1722 amino acids. Gene Ontology annotation, molecular function: protein binding. Gene Ontology annotation, cellular component: cytoplasm. Lineage: Eukaryota; Metazoa; Chordata; Mammalia; Artiodactyla; Bovidae. The record is from RefSeq and is a predicted model, not a curated record.